Messenger RNA from Paramuricea clavata, 9040 nucleotides. The record is from the annotation of a GenBank genome assembly. NCBI's taxonomy places the organism in Eukaryota, Metazoa, Cnidaria, Anthozoa, Malacalcyonacea, Plexauridae.
AUGAAUUUAAAAGAUAUACACACAGUUAAGGAUUGUUUAGCACCGAGAAUAUUUAGUAUUGUUGCCUAUGUAUGUGCAAUUGUUCAUUUCCUUUGUGGAUUGAUAUUUGCUGCUGUUACCGCAGCUUUGAGGGCAAGCGAGAACGCGGGGAAAUUUUCUUGCUCUGUUGAUGCCACGUAUAAGAAACAGGUCGAUCAGGCAUGUUUGGCAAGAUAUGAUCAAGUUUAUAACUCUCCUUUGCCUUUGUAUGGCUUUAUUUUGCUGAGUACUGGAUUGUCAGUUCUUGUCAGUGUUAUUUAUUCACUGCUAGUAUGGAGCUUUUUCAAAGGAAUAAAGUCAAGCUAUGAAACGUCAAGAUUUUUUGGAAUGGUAAGAGUUGUUGAUUCAGUUUUAUUUUAUCGCUAUUUCUUCCACCUCGUUGUGCGUUCGUUCCUUGGGAUCACUUUUACUGUUUUACAACAAAUAUAUUUCUAUCCCAAUGGUUUCGAUUCGAAAUUCAGCUGUAAUUUACCACAAACGGAAGUAACAUCCAACGUGACGAGUCGUAAUUUGAACAGUGCAUCGGUGACGGUAAAUUGUGAGAAUGCGACAGCGUCAGAGAAACGGUUAUGGGGCAUAAUUGUGUCUCUAAUAAACGUUAUUGUUGCCUUAAUUAUGUUGGGGGAAGCGAUUGAUCUUUUUUCAAGGAAACGCAUAAUCAUACGUAGAUAUCGACAUAAACAUGGCUGGUGCGAUGAUUCUGAAAUUUUUCUUGACGAUAAUGUUAGCAAUUCAUACAACGUACCUGGUGAAAGUGAACCUUUAACAAUCAUCAUAAACAACCCUCCACACUGUCGCACUCAAGAUUAUAGCACUCUGGACUCUGUCACUCAAGCGUGUGGCGCUGUGAGCGAUAGCGUUCAGGACUCUAGGAAUCAGGACACUCCCGACUCUAUCGCUCAGGAAUGUACCACAAUGGACAAUGACAUCCAGGACUCUGGGAUUGAAGAUCGUAUCGACGUUUACAAGAAACAAGUUUUGGAUCCUUUUCGUGAUCCUGACAUAAUUUAUGGACCAAACGCCACUAUAAACGAUUUGUAUAUUGACGUUGUUAUUCAUACUAAACGAGCUCGGCAUUAUUUUCCUGAAGAAAUGGAAAGACACGAAAUCUACGACGUUUAUAUGAAAGUUCCUCCAUACUCAAUAUGUUUAGAAAGAAUUGAUGAAUUAUUUUAUCCAAACAAAGAUACAAAAGAAGAAUUUCCUCGUAGCAUUCUGGCGAUUGGAAGACCUGGGAUUGGAAAAACUGUCUUGACCCAAAAAAUUCUCCAUAACUGGGCUAAUGAAAUUGAUGAAUAUUAUUCCGACAAGAUUGCCUUCUUUUUCAAAUUCAGAUGGUUCAACGAGAAUAUCAACAAAUUAACAAAUAUAUCCCUUAAGAAAUUUCUUCAGUUUGGGACGGGACUGAGUGAAGAAAAUUUCGAACGUAUUUACGAAGAAAUUGCAAAAAAGCCACAAAAAGCCAUUAUUAUUUUUGAUGGUUUAAAUGAAUAUCACGGCAACCCCAUAAGUUGCUUAGACCAAUCUCGCAUCAUUCCAAACGAUCCUGAUACUGGCACGUCAGCAAUGAGUUUGUUCAUUAAACUAGUUUUGGGCGACUUGUUGAAAGGAGCAACGGUUGUAGUAACGAGCAGACCGACAGCAGAUGAUUUUUACUCGAGACUUGAUUUUGAUCGAAAUGUGGAGAUUAUUGGAUUCACUUCCAAUAAAAUUAAAGAAUAUGUCAGCCGAUUUUGUGGUAAUAAUAACACGAGCGACCUCAAAACGAAGAUAUGGAACCACAUAAAAUCCUCAUCAGAACUGUUAAAUUUAUGUUACAUUCCAGUCAACUGCUUUAUAGUGUGUGUUACUCUCUCUGGAUGUCUUAGUGACCCAAGAAAUGAAACCGAUGCUCUUCCAACAACACUGACAGAACUUUACCAGACAGCCACAGAUCAUUUUGAGAAAUAUCAUCACAGAAAUGUAGACAGAAAUGAAGCGUUAAAGAAACUUCAACAAUUAGCAUUUCUUGGUAUGAAAAUCGGGCAACUGGUUUUUAAUCAAGUAUUAUUUGAUGAAGAAAUGAAAACGUCUGGUUUGUUGAACAGUUUAUCCAAUCCUAUUUUCCCACAACAGGCACAGUUUUGUUUUAUCCAUUUAACCAUACAAGAAUUUCUUGCUGCAAGACACGUGACUGAAACAUUCGCUCCACCCGAAAUAAAGAAGUUUAUUUCUGACCAUCUUAAAAGUGGAAAAUGGCAUUUAGUUCUUCAGUUCAUUGCAGGACUUUUGGGCAAGAGAAUCAAGAAUUUUGAUAGGGAAUACAAGGAUUGUAUUUUCGCGUUUGCAGAAAGCUUCGAAGUUACUGAUGGUGGAAUUGAAGUUCAUUAUCAUGAAGUGUUUAUAAUGAAGUCUUUAAGAGAAGCGGACGAUGAAGAGAUUACUAAAGAAGUUUGCGAAGCAACUGCUUUAAACGAUUCGGUAAAACUUUUCACUCAUCCAAGAUUUUGUAAUCUUUCUACAAGUGAGUGGGCGGCAGUGACUUUCGUUUGCAAACAUAUGAAAAAAUUGGCAAAUUUGACAUUGUUUGGAUGGGACACAGAUUGUUUUCCGGAGGUUCUAGGAUUGCUACAAAAAAGAUGCCUAAAUCAACUAGAAUUAUACGAGAGAUAUGAUCACGUUCUUGCAGACGAAAUAGAACAAGUAUUUAGCGCAUUAAUGGAAUUAAACUGCACGUUCCACCACGAACACACUAAGCUGACUUCGUUAACACUUGGUAGAUUUCGCAUGACCGAAACAAGUUUACCAAUCAUGUGCAAAUUUUUUGAAAACGAGCAUGCGAGCCAACUUGAGCAGUUAACUCUAAUUUUUAUUGGAAUUUAUUCACAUGAAAUUUCGAAACUUUGUGAAGUCCUCAACAAUGGACAUUGUCCAAAUCUUACGUGUUUUGAUCUUGGAAAUAAUCCAAUACGUGACGAGGGUGCAAUGGUGUUGUGUGAUACUCUGACGAACGGGCUUCGUAAACUUAAUAGCUUGGAUGUCAGUUGGUGUGAGUUAACAGAUCGAUGUAUUCCUACGCUAGUUAAGGCACUACAAGAUGAACGUUGCCAACUGACUGAUCUAUCCAUGGGGUACAAUGCAAUAGGUGAUGAAGGUGUAGGUAUGUUGUUUGAAGAUGCCCUGACAAAAGAUCAUUGUAAACUUACUAAGUUGGAUCUUCGUGAUUGUUCAUUAACAGAUGAAUGCAUACCCAUUUUGUGUGAAGCACUGCGAGAUGAACGUUGUAAGCUAACAAAAUUGUGGCUUCGGUCAAAUAAAUUUACUGAGAAUGGCUGGAAGUUUCUUCGCCAUAUAACGAAUUAUAAAAGUUGUAAAGCUAGGGGUUUACAAAUUGAAGAGCCAUUGGAUCAAGGUGAGUUUCGUAGCAUAAAUAACAGCACAUCUGUUUUUAUUUCCUUUGCCUUCUAGUGCUGCGUUCAAAAACCUUUAAUAAUCGCUAAUUUUUCAAAACAUGAUUGGCGUUAACUUUUAGAUAAUAAUUCAACGAAAGGAGUUACAGCAAAUUUAACUCUCUCGUGUUAUUAAAAAAUGACAUCAGGAGAGUUAAACAAUUGGGUUUUGUCAUCGAUAAAAGUGGACCUGGCUUGAACUUAACCAUCACCGUAAACUCUCAGUUUAGCAUUCCCUCUCCACGGAGGCAAUAGUUUUCUGCAAGUAUACUAUGGCGGAUUACUUUAAGGCAUUUUUAUUACAGCAUAUUGAGCACAGUAUAAAUUUUAUUUAUUUGAAAGCAUCUAUGAUCGAAAAAUGUGUUCAAUUACCCGCAAAGGGGAAAAAUUAUGAAGGCAAAUCCCCGACCGCCUGCAAUUAAAAUAUAUAUGAAACUGUCAACACAGAAUAACCGCAUCAGCCUCGCACGCCUAUGUAUGGAAAGUUGCCCCUAUCUUUUACGCUAUGCUCUUACAAAAUUAAACUUCCCGGUCGUUGCCAUGUUUACAGCCUGUGUGUAGGCACUGUACCCAAAUAUCGCAUGAUUCCCGGAAAUGCCUUGGAGUCAAAUUCCUACGUUUGAAACAGGCCUUAGACACAAUUCCUGGUAAGCCCGGGGGGAUUAUUUAUUUCAUUAUAACCUCACUGGUUAUUGUUACAUUAUUUUUAUUCUAAUACGUAAAAUAUGAUUGCACAACUGUGACAGUCAGAAAAAUGCGUUUAUGGUGUUUCAAUGAAUUGUUCUUCGGAUUAUUACUACAACAAAUAUUAAUAAAUUUUUGCUCAAUGCAAUGUUAGUUAUAAAAUAUUCCAAUUCUUUCUCUAUAUUCAGAUUUCAAGGAAGGUCACAGAACGCAUGCUCAAGAAAGUUCGCCAGAGCUACAAGCAUCGUCGUCGCAAGUACGAGGUAAAUUAUUUCCAGCUUCUGAGAUUACUAUACUAUCCAUAAAUAUUGCUAUUUUUCAUAGUGAGAACGAGGUUGCUAUAUAAAUUUUCACGACAUGAAAAAAACUGUAGCAACGGAACACACUUUUGCAGAGGAGGAUAAAUAACAAGGGGCCCUUGGAUAUUUAUCCACCGAACAUAUAUACAGUAGUCUGGUUAGGUUAACUAGAACGUCCUGGUCAAACAUAACCAGAUUCCUGGUUACACUAACCAGACUAUGGUAGGAAGUGAGAGAAAGUAACCAGAAAAUUUAACCAGGACGAUUUUUAAAUCUCCUUUGGAAGCCUUAGAAUGUUUGAAGAAGACAUAGUUCAUAUAAUUCCUUCUUCUACGCACCUCAAAAUAUUGGGUCAAAAAUAGUUAAAACCUAACAAGAAACUAAAAGACUAAAAAUAUGGCAGAUUAUAUCUCUCGGAUUCUCAGGCUCUUCAGUUUGACGCCAUAUUGAAUAUAUAUUCAUAUCUAAUAUAAAACGACUAUGUCUUUUUGAAAUAUUUAUACUUUCGAACUAUCUAAUUCUUGCUUUGACUGUCAAAAUCGUUGGGAGAAAUUUUGAAAGAAUGAGUUAAUAUGACUGCAUUUUUAAUCUUCGAUUUAGACGCAGUCGAUGAAAACUAUGAUGCUGAUACUAUUAAAACAUCCAACACAUCAGGCGACGCUCAUCUUCAGGAUGAAACUGUUGACAAUGUGACGCAAACAGACAUCGAAAACAGAAGUAUCUAUGAUGAUAAAAUUGCGUCUGCAGAACAAUUAUUGAUCUUAGAAAUUUCUCACGAAACGGAAGGCCGAAGUAAAGAAGCCAUCAAAAGCUACGAACAAGCAGUUCAAAUUAGGGAUGAAACAGAUCGCAAUGACAUCAAAUCAAAAGCUUAUCAACAUUUGGGGAACGUAUUUUAUGAAACGUCCGAGUAUAAGAAAGCAAUCGAGUUUUAUCAGAAGGCACAUGAGAUCUCUCCAGACCUCGAAGCAGAAGACAAAAUUCUCCAAAAAGAAGCAUAUACAAACUUGGGAGCUGUUCACUACAAGAGCUGUAACUUUGAUGCAGCUGUCAAAUCGUAUCUCAAAGUUAAAGAAAUUUCUCACGAUCUUGGUGAAAGAAAAGAAGAAGCCAACGCAUGCCUUAUGCUCGGCGACACCUUUCAAGAAUUGAAGCAACACGAGGAAGCCAUCGAAUCUUACCGAACGAUUUUAAAUAUCAGUGAAGAAUUGGAGGAUAAAAAAAUGCAAAAAGUUGCAAUGCGGAGAUUAGCAGCAUCGUAUUUAAUGGCGUCAAUUUGUUAUAAAGAUUGUGAUUAUGACAAGGCAAUAGAAUUGCGCAAGAAGGCAAUAGAAUGGAACGAGAAGACAUUGGAUAUUCUUGGAACAGAGCCCAGCGAUCACCUCUUGCAUGAGAAGGCUUUUACUGGUUUGGGAAUUGACUGGUUUAAUCGUGGAGAUACAGAGAAAGCGAUGGAGUCAAUUCACGAAGCUCAAAACGUGGCAAAGAAUACCGACACAGGUAGUUAUUACACAUUGCUAUAUUUUGUGGGGAAAAAAACGUGCGAUGCAAAAGCUUGGGUCAACAAUGCAGUAAAUACGAAGUCAUUAUUUCAACAUUGAUAUUCAAGACGAAAAUAAUUUGGACUUACUUUUCUCGUUUUUCCUACGUAUUGUAUAUUUAACGUAGAUCAAUUAAUUAGCCUUUCUCACGCCGCCAUUUUUGGGGUACUGUAAUUUUUCGUAAACGAUUAUAACAAUGUGAAAAGCAAUAUUUCAGAACAAACCAACCAUUUACAAAGUAAAUUUGCCGUCAUACACCCAUAAAAUUAUAAAUUGUUACACUUGCAGGAUUGGCAAAAAAGUACCCCAAAAAUGGGGGCGUGAGAAAGGCUAAUUUAGAAUAUUUCUCAAAUUUACAAAUUACACGUGAAAAGUUAAAACGCGGCGAAAAUGUCCAAUUUAACCUCUGAACAGAACAGCGUUGUCCAUGCAGGUUGAACGUUAAUUAUCCUUGCUUUGAAUUACGCAUGAACUGUACGCGCAAGCUUAAUUUAAAUGCAUGCGCUUUUACGCCAUAUCUUGUAAAAAUAGUGCUAAAAAUGAAUCAAAAUAGAUUUGUUGGAUGUGUUGUUAAAAUGCGUACUUUAAACUAACUUGGCGUUUUUUGUUUCGGGUCCAUAUAGCACCCAGAGUAACCAACCAACCAGAGACAAAUGUUCCGACUGGAAUCAAGUGAGUUUCUAUAAUUCAUUUUUAACUAGAUUAAUUUGUGUGCUGAAUAUUUUAAAAUACGUUUUUGAGAACAGUUGAAAAUGAUGUGAUAAGAUACUCUAUAUUCUCGCGUGAGAAGUUUCGUGAAGAAAUUUUGAGAAGUUUCAUGAAAGAACACAGUUGAAGCGACCAGCCUCUGAGGAGUGCCUUGUCUAGGUCAGAAUGUGAGCAUUGCUCUAGUGUGAGUACACUUGGGAUACAAUACAAGCUGAGAUAACUAACCUGUGAAAAAUGUCCUGUGUGGGUAAGACUUUAGAAGCCAAACAUUUUUUCUACAAAACGACUGUUUUCCAGUAUGUUUGUUUUACCCGUGCGGGCUAAGUGUUCAAGAAAAUCCCAUUGAAAUGAAAAAUAUUUCAAUUUCCAAAGUGGAUGAAAACAAUAAACGUUCUGCCCACCGUUUGUAGGCAUUGCUGUGCUUGUGUGUCUAUGCAGUCAUGGAAACACGACUUUCAACCAAUCACCGUACUUGUUUUCAACAUGUUAUUUUAAACAUAAUAAUAAUAAUAAUAAUAAUGACCACGCACGGUUGUUAUGCAACUAUUUAGAAACAUGAGCAGUAGUGUUUUGUCAGAUUUAAAAUAUGACAGCUGUUGGCGUUUUUAGAUCUGAUGAAACAUCAAUAAAAUUGUACGUUUUUUAUAACUGCAUGGCUUAAAUUAAAAAACGACUCAAGAUUCACGUUUUCUUAGCCAAGAACAUCAAAGAUUACGUUUAUAUAAAUCAGGAUGAUUUUUUACCAGAUAUGAAACUCGCCGAACCAGUGUUGAUUUUCACUUCCUCAUGUUUUAAAAUUCUAUUUUAAGAACCUUAAUUACAGUUGCCAUAUUUAUAUUAAUCUCACUGAUAUAGUCGUGUCAUUCCUUUCGUUUGCUAGCUUCACCGUUAAUAAACAAGGACAAAGUGUUUCCUUUCCUGCUGCAAGUGCUUUUUUUCAGUUUCCAGCCGAAGCAGUUGCAAAUGCAGUUCCUAUAAGGCUUAGUUGUAUAAGGCAUCAAAAAUGUAAAGUAAAGCCAAAGAAUGGAGACGUAUUUUGCAGUAGCAUCGUGAAAAUGGAACCGGAAGGUUAUCGCUUUAACAAACCAGUCACAGUUCUUCUCUCUCACUGUGCUGCUCAAGACGGUGCUUAUGCUGAUUAUUAUGAUCUAACCAUUCAGAAAUUGGGUAAAGAAUGUGAAGAUUUAGAGACAGAACAACUUGGAAAAUCUGAAGGUAGAACACUAGAGUAAUAUCCACCCUGGACAUUGGAGGGGAAGGAAGUGAAGAUGGAAAUUGGGGGAAAGGAAAUAUAUGAUCAGGAGAAGAAAAAAGGGGGAAGUAGAGGUUGGAAGAGGAUUUAAAAGCGAGGAGAAAUGGGAAUAGAUGGUAGGGAAGAAGUGGGUAGGGAAAAUUAAGAGGAAGAAAAGAUGGAAGAGGUCUAAGAGAAGAGGUAGGAAGUGUAGUGGGAAUAGGAAAAAGAAGGGAAAGAGGAGGGGUGGGUAGUGAGCAAAUAAAAAGAUACGUUAAAGCAGGAGAGGAAAAGGAGAACACGAAAAAAGGAAUGGAGAAAGAGAUCGAAGAGGAGAAAGCGGUAAGGAAAGAGAGGGGAAGUUGAAGAGAAGGAGAUAAAGGAUUAAUAAAGAAGAGAAGGCGGAGAAGCAGAAUGAAAGGACAAAAAAGUUGCAAAUUAGUUAAAUAGGAGGAGAGAGAAGAGCAGAAUGCAUAUUCUCAUACUGGCUUGCCGCUGCAAAGCAGGGAAGUGCCUUUAUUAAGUGCAUUACAAUAACAGUUCAAAUACGAUGUGCAAAAACUAAAUUGAUGCUAAAGUCGCUUAACUCGUGUGACCUAACACACGGCACCCCAGUGGCUCAGUAUGAGAAACCCGUUCUACGCUUAUUCCGUAAACUCAGACAACGAGAAACUCAAAAUCCUUCAUCAGAUGAAGUCUAGUCCACAAAAAACUAUUUUGUGGACGUCUGGGUACUGGUAGUCCUGUUUUUUGUUUUGUGAAUAUGUAUAUACUCAAAGUAUUGCCAACGAUGCACUUUGCUUUUAAAUUCCAACUACUAAGCCUAAAUCGACUUUAUACUGUAAGAAAUUCAAAUUUUCGUUUUUGACUUAAGAUUUACCAGCGAAAAUUGUUUCUGAUUUCUGUGAUAUCCUCGAGUAUUUACCUCUUGCACAAGCCAGCAUCACAGAAGCGUCGACAUUAGUUGCAACGACCAGGAUACGAUCUGAGGAAAUUAUUCUGGUGCCUGAUGAAAUGUAUGUUUAUCCGAGAUCUUAUGGAAACGAGAGCGAUCUAGAGAUAAUCUUUCCUGUUGGAGCUGUGGAAGAGGAAUGUCGUUUAACUGUGCAG